Molecule: messenger RNA, 632 nt
Organism: Ornithodoros turicata
Lineage: Eukaryota; Metazoa; Arthropoda; Arachnida; Ixodida; Argasidae
Exons: 4
Coding region: 60-428 (122 amino acids)
Source: RefSeq, a predicted model, not a curated record
UACUAGCCGCAAGUCAAAGCUAGCGAGUAGCGGGAAAACGUUACUGCAGCUUCUACAAGAUGCAGAUCAGCUUCGGAGUCCUCUUGAUCUACUCCAUAAUAGCUUGUUGCAGGCUGGAAAAUGCGACGGGUCAGCUUGUCAGCACUGAGUACAGCCUCGAACCGCAGCAUUCCAAGAUACUGGAUAUUUUCUGCAAAAACAUUUUCGGCAAGCCAAAGCCAGACUUUUGGCAUUGCAAGAGGCUCGACUGUCUCUCCAGCUGGUUCCACGGGGUCUGCAUAGCUGGAAAGUGUGUCUGCCUAGCAGACCUGCAGUCAUUGACGAAGCCUACUACACCGCCCACAACAACGCAGUCGUCUAGCCAUUUCCCUGGGACCACAACGCAGGUGCCCGUGACUUCCAGUCUGUCCCCGACGACCACGCCUUAGGAACCGUGUCUUCGAGUGCGGCGCCAGGAACCAUUUGUAAGACAUCCAUGUAUACAAGUCCGAGCCAGGCACGUAAUCCUCUACAACGACCACACAAUGUAUCAAAAAGGAAAGACUAUUCACAAAAGCUCCUAGCAUUGACACCUUUCUGCAAAUAAAGGAGCCCAGCCGUGCAGACACCUGGCGGGUAAACUUAGAACGACA